CACGCACACACCCCCACACACGCCUCCUUGUUUACUAUCUUCUUACAGUCCAAGUAGGUGGGAUUCCUAGAAUCCGAUUUGCUGGUUGCCGCCCACCGCGCUCUCUCAUUGGCUGGGGGAGUCUAUUAAGGAAGAGUCUCAUGCGAGGAGCUGCAGACUGUUAACGCCAGCAUCUCUCGGAAUAUUCGCUUCCACCAACUGCAUUAAAAUCGUUUCCCACUGAAGGAUUUUUAAAAAUAUAUUUAAUUUGCAUGUUCUAUUUAUAAUUGCGUAAUUUCACUUUUGAGAAUGACUAGCAAAAUGAAGUUUGUUCAGUCUCUGGUGAAGACUGCAGCACUGGCCAACGUGCCAAAACACAUCGACCAUUUCUCCAAGUUCUCUCCCUCUCCUCUGUCUAUGAAGCAAUUCUUGGAUUUCGGUUCGACCAAUGCCUGUGAACGCACAUCAUUUGUCUUCCUGCGUCAGGAGCUUCCUGUCCGUUUGUCCAACAUCAUGAAGGAGAUCAACCUGCUGCCAGACCGGCUGCUGGCCACGCCCUCGGUCCAGCUGGUCCAGAGCUGGUACAUCCAGAGCCUGGUGGAGAUCCUGGAGUUUCUGGACAAGAACCCAGAUGACCAGGGAAUCCUGGAGAUGUUUGUGGACGUCUUGGAGUCCAUCAGGAACCGACACAACGAGGUGGUCCCCACCCUGGCUCAGGGAGUCAUUGAAUACAAAGAGGCCUAUGGCCAGCAGGACGCUGUCACUGACCACAAUAUUCAGUACUUCCUGGACCGCUUCUACACCAGCCGCAUCUCCAUCCGCAUGCUCAUCAACCAGCAUACUCUUGUCUUCAACGGCAACACAAACCCCGCCCAUCCCAACACCAUUGGCUGUAUUGACUCCAUGUGUGACGUAACAGAGGUUGCACGAGAUGCCUAUGAGAGUGCUAAGAUGCUGUGUGAACAGUAUUACUUGGGAGCACCUGAGCUGGAGCUGAGGCAGAUGAAUGCCAACAGCAUCAGAGAGCCCAUCCACAUCUCAUACAUCCCAUCUCACCUGUACCACAUGCUAUUUGAACUCUUUAAGAAUGCCAUGAGAGCAACCAUUGAAAACCACGAGGCCAGUAGGACCCUACCACCCAUCAAAGUCAUGGUCGCUCUCGGCGGAGAGGAUCUGUCGAUCAAGAUGAGCGACAGAGGAGGUGGUGUUCCCUUCAGGAGGACAGAACGCCUGUUUAGCUACUUGUACUCCACAGCUCCCAGACCCUCUAUAGGAGACAAACACAGAGCCCCACUGGCUGGGUUCGGCUAUGGGCUGCCCAUCACUCGUCUCUACGCUCGCUACUUCCAGGGAGACUUGCAGCUCUACUCCAUGGAGGGUUUUGGGACGGACGCUGUCAUACACCUGAAGGUGUUGUCUACAGACUCAGUGGAGAGGCUGCCAGUUUUUAACAAGACCGCUCUGCGUCACUACAAGCUGAGUUUGGAGGCCGACGAUUGGUGCGUUCCCUCCAAAGAGCCCCUGGAUCUUGCUGUCUACCGCGCUGCUAAGUGAUCAGGUCCUGACCUGACAUGAUUUGUGACACAAACACUGACAAGCUGACCAUAAAAUGUCCUGUAAAGAUGGCCAUUGUGGGACCAGAACUGUUAGCCCGGUGGUGGAUGGGUGUUGAAGUGACCAAAAGUGGCCAAGGAGAUCAAAGAAAAGGCCAAGCAUCAGCAUCCUGAUUAUCUGGGAGUUUCCUUAGUUGGCGCGGAUGUCUUCUGUCUGUGUUUCUUGCUUCUCUAUGUGUGGGAAUACAUAAAUGAAGAGAAGAAUGAAGUUGACAUUCUGAGUCAAGAUGGUGGAGAGUCAAAGAUGCAGUGGUAGAAAUUCAGAAAGAGAACGAGAGAAAGAUGCAGAGAUGAAUUGAAUUGAUAGUAGGGCUGAACGAUUUGAAGAAAAUAUCUAAUUUUCUGACAAAUAAUGCAACUGUGAUUUAAAAACUAGGAAUUAAUCAGUUCAUACAAUUUCAACAUAAAAGCAUUAAUCAUUCAGCCCUAAAUGAUGAGAAGAGAUGGUUUCAUUUUGUAAACAGCUGCACUGCUUUAAACUUGCCAGACCUUGUCAAUGUCUGUUUUGAAGUCCUUACUAACUUAUCAAAGAGUCAUAUGUUCUAGGUAAUAAGCAAGCUGACAAAAAUGUUGAAGUACAGCUGACUGAAUGUAUCAAAGGGUUUUCAUUUCUCCAAGCAGGAGUAAAAAAAUUUGAUGAAACUGUCGUCCAAUGGAGUCCAUGGUAUGUUUGAAAAGUUUUGCUACAGUAAAUCUAGAACAAGAACAAGAUAUAUCACACGUGUCUUCCAGUCUGAUAUUAUUCCAGGUCUUACCUCAUAUGGAAGAACACAUUUCACCUAAAAGUUAGCCACCCAUAUUGCUGAUUCCUUUUAUUCAAGUCUUUUUAGGCGCUUUGCAGCCAAGCAGCUAGUAGGAGAUUUUCCUCAAAAACAUGAAGUGCCUGCGCAUGUUGAAUGAUGAGUUGAAUUUUAUGCUACAAGAAACAGAACAUUUCCUCUUUUCUUUGUGCGACUGGCUUGCUUUUAGAAUUCAUAGGUCAAUAAGAAUACUGUGCAAUUUUUUUGGUGUUUUUCAUGUGUUGAACAAAAUGGCUCGUGUAUUUGUUGGCAAAAUGGCCUUUCUUGAAUUCCUGUUUUGUGCCCUUGCAUAGUGCCAGUUCAAGAUGCAGAAGAAACAGCAGAUGUUGAGCUGCCUGUUCGGUUACUGAUAAUGAACACAGAUUAGGGAUUAUUGAGUUAUCCAUUAAUUAACCUAGCUGUUGUUGAAGACCUGUGAUGGGUGAAAACUGCAACGUGUGUAUUAAGCUGUGCAUGAAAAUAAUCAGCCUGUAUACUGAGAUUCAUUGUGUAUUCACAUAUAUGUAUGACCCAGGCACAGUGUUUAUUGUAUAUUUGAGGUGAACUGUUCAUUCUAGAGGACAUUAUUUUUUAUAAAAAAAUAAAAUAUCCUGAAAAUAA
This is a messenger RNA of Thunnus maccoyii (southern bluefin tuna), 2992 nucleotides long. Its product is annotated as pyruvate dehydrogenase (acetyl-transferring) kinase isozyme 2, mitochondrial-like. Gene Ontology annotation, molecular function: pyruvate dehydrogenase (acetyl-transferring) kinase activity. Gene Ontology annotation, biological process: protein phosphorylation; regulation of glucose metabolic process. Lineage: Eukaryota; Metazoa; Chordata; Actinopteri; Scombriformes; Scombridae. Gene Ontology annotation, cellular component: mitochondrion. The record is from RefSeq and is a predicted model, not a curated record. The coding region runs from base 289 to 1533 and encodes 414 amino acids. The transcript has 11 exons.